AGAGAGAGAGAGAGAGAGAGAGAGAGAGAGAGAGAGAGUUUGCCCGGAGAUGCGGUCCCUGAUCCCGGUGCUUGUAUGUUGCAUCAGCCUGGUUUCCCUCCAGCUGUCGGCUCUGCCGGCCGGGGAGCGUCCCGACACCAGCAGACUGGAUCACCUCAACAAAAUGAUUGGCCAGGAAGAAGAGCUGUCCUUACCUCCAGGAGGCCAAACUAACAGUGUCAGAUCUUCAGAGUCUGGCCAACUACCAAAAAGGCUGCCUGCUUUCCUGGGACACCCACCGGCAUCUGGAGUUAGAGCAGCUGUACCUGGCCUGGCCUGGGCUCAGCCUGCUGAGGCUUCACAAAUCAAAAGAAGGCUGAGGAGAUCUCGUAGCCAGGCACCGUCACGAGGAGGUCACCAGUACCCUAAAAAUGCCCAGCUGAUGAGAGUUGGUUGUGUUCUUGGUACCUGCCAAGUCCAGAACCUCAGCCACCGUUUGUAUCAGCUCAUUGGUCAGACUGGUAGAGAAGAGUCUGCCCCCAUUAACCCAAGAAGCCCCCAUAGUUAUGGAUGAUACAACCUUAAAACACCUAAAGCAAGUCUGUUUCUAUUUAACUAUUUAUCACCUAAUGUAUUACUGGUAGUUUUUAUUUUAAAGACUGAUACAGUUCAAAAAGUCWGUUUCACUUGUUUUACGUGAGUGCUGACUUCACAGUUUUUGCUCGACUGAUGGAUUUUGAACAUUGAAAUUUAAAGAAAUGGACCAAAUCAAGGUUUAACAUCUAAGACUGAGAUGACCUGCCAUCCUGUGAAAAUGUAUCUUCUGAAAAACAUUGAGGUUUUGAGUGGGAGCAAAAAUACCUCAAAUGGACAUUUUCGUUCUGUUAAUGGAAGACUUGGUCCACAACACCAUCCAGUGGCCUCGUCCUGUUUGCCAACUGACCUCUUCAGUGUUGGUUACCCUUCAGCUCAUUGAUCAAACACAUAAAGCUCUUAAUGUGGAUUACGAGCUGCAGCAUGAGCUGGAGCUUUGUCAGAAGCAGUGUAUUUAUAAAUGCCUUUUGAAUAAUCCAAUGAACCCUGUUACCUUUUAUACCAAGUGUGCGUUCCUGGGAUAGUCCUUAAGUUUCAGUCAAACGGACAGUCUGGAGUUAUUUGGAAGGAAUGUAAACAGACUGAAUGCCUCAAAUAUCAGCUUCAGUUCGUUGCUGCUGAUAAACCGAAGCUUGGAGCCACAGGUCGGUGUUUCAUCGCUCCGCUGCUCGUACUUUCUCCUGCUGGACUCUGAAAUAUUACCCUUUUCACAUGAUUGGUUACUGCAAGUCAGGACUUCGGGUUUAAAAAAACCAGUGCCAGCUAUUUUCAAUGCCAAAGGUGCUGUGGUAGUGUCUGUAGCACAAAUGGAAGUAAAAGGUAUUGUGGGUGAAGACUCACUCAUGCA
Molecule: messenger RNA, 1420 nt
Organism: Austrofundulus limnaeus
Lineage: Eukaryota; Metazoa; Chordata; Actinopteri; Cyprinodontiformes; Rivulidae
Gene: adm2a
Product: adrenomedullin 2a
Exons: 2
Coding region: 50-553 (167 amino acids)
Biological process (GO): regulation of systemic arterial blood pressure; adenylate cyclase-activating G protein-coupled receptor signaling pathway; positive regulation of heart rate
Cellular component (GO): extracellular region
Molecular function (GO): hormone activity
Source: RefSeq, a predicted model, not a curated record